Messenger RNA from Coregonus clupeaformis (lake whitefish), 4346 nucleotides. RefSeq names its product sialoadhesin-like. The transcript is spliced from 17 exons. The record is from RefSeq and is a predicted model, not a curated record. Bases 205 to 3744 code for a protein of 1179 amino acids. Gene Ontology annotation, molecular function: transmembrane signaling receptor activity. NCBI's taxonomy places the organism in Eukaryota, Metazoa, Chordata, Actinopteri, Salmoniformes, Salmonidae. Gene Ontology annotation, biological process: cell surface receptor signaling pathway.
CUAUAACUGGAGAUCACAGAGUCUCACUCAGCAUCAAGACAGGAUGGAACUCACACCAGUCUGCUGGCUAAUCUGUUAGUAGUCUACUCUUUCCACCUCUAGGGGGGGGUCAGGGUCUCAGUGUGUCAGAACAGGAAGGAGGUGGAGUAGGGUCUGUAAGUCUAUAACUGGAGAUCACAGAGUCUCACUCAGCAUCAAGACAGGAUGGAACUCACACCAGUCUGCUGGCUAAUCUUGCUGUUGAGGACACUGGUAUACUCUAGCCUCGGACAAGGAGGAGAUCUCUCUCUUCCAGCCUCUCUGGUUGUCAGUCCUGACAGAUCUCAGUUCUUUGAACAUGAGUCUGUCUCUCUGAACUGUGAGGUUCAGGGGAACUCUGCUGGAUGGAGAGUGGUGAGGAACCCAGUCUCUGGGGAGCGUUCAGAUUGUGGAAGUAAAUGGGGAAAACAACAAGGGUCUUCAUGCAACGCGGCACUAAUAUCAUCAGACAGUGGAGUGUACUGGUGUGAGUCUGGGUCUGGAGAACACAGCAAUGCUGUCAACAUCACAGUACAUGCUGGUGCUGUGAUCCUGGAGAGCCCUGCCCUUCCUGUGACUGAGGGAGAUUCAGUGACUCUGCGCUGCAGAUAUCAGAGAACUCCCUCUAACCUCACAGCUGAUUUCUACAAAGAUGGAUCCCUCAUCAGGACUGAGACUACAGGAGAGAUGACCAUCCCUGCAGUAUACAAGUCAGAUGAAGGACUCUACAAGUGUACCAACUCUGAAGGAGAAUCACCAGAGAGCUGGAUGACUGUGACAGAUCUCUCUCUUCCAGCCUCUCUGGUUGUCAGUCCUGACAGAUCUCAGUUCUUUGAAUAUGAGCGUGUCUCUCUGAGCUGUGAGGUUCAGGGGAACUCUGCUGGAUGGAGAGUGGUGAGGAAUCCAGUCUCUGGGGAGCGUUCAGAUUGUGGAAGUAAAUGGGGAAAACAACAAGGGUCUUCAUGCAACGUGUCACUAAAAUCAUCAUACAGUGGAGUGUACUGGUGUGAGUCUGGGUCUGGAGAACACAGCAAUGCUGUCAACAUCACAGUACAUGCUGGUGCUGUGAUCCUGGAGAUCCCUGCCCUUCCUGUGACUGAGGGAGAUUCAGUGACUCUGCGCUGCAGAUAUCAGGGAACUCCCUCUUACCUCACAGCUGAUUUCUACAAAGAUGGAUCCCUCAUCAGGACUGAGACUACAGGAGAGAUGACCAUCCCUGCAGUAUCCAAGUCAGAUGAAGGACUCUACAAGUGUACCAACUCUGAAGGAGAAUCACCAGAGAGCUGGAUGACUGUGACAGAUCUCUCUCUUCCAGCCUCUCUGGUUGUCAGUCCUGACAGAUCUCAGUUCUUUGAAUAUGAGUCUGUCUCUCUGAGCUGUGAGGUUCAGGGGAACUCUGCUGGAUGGAGAGUGGUGAGGAACCCAGACAGAGGAAACCUUUCAGAGUGUAAUACUGACUGGGGAAAACAACAAGGGUCUUCAUGCAACGUGUUACUAAUAUCAUCAGACAGUGGAGUGUACUGGUGUGAGUCUGGGUCUGGAGAACACAGCAAUGCUGUCAACAUCACAGUACAUGCUGGUGUUGUGAUCCUGGAGAGCCCUGCCCUUCCUGUGACUGAGGGAGAUUCAGUGACUCUGCGCUGCAGAUAUCAGGGAACUCCCUCUAACCUCACAGCUGAUUUCUACAAAGAUGGAUCCCUCAUCAGGACUGAGACUACAGGAGAGAUGACCAUCCCUGCAGUAUCCAAGUCAGAUGAAGGACUCUACAAGUGUACCAACUCUGAAGGAGAAUCACCAGAGAGCUGGAUGACUGUGACAGAUCUCUCUCUUCCAGCCUCUCUGGUUGUCAGUCCUGACAGAUCUCAGUUCUUUGAAUAUGAGUCUGUCUCUCUGAGCUGUGAGGUUCAGGGGAACUCUGCUGGAUGGAGAGUGGUGAGGAACCCAGACAGAGGAAACCUUUCAGAGUGUAAUACUGACUGGGGAAAACAACAAGGGUCUUCAUGCUCCGUGUUACUAAUACCACCAGACAGUGGAGUGUACUGGUGUGAGUCUGGGUCUGGAGAACACAGCAAUGCUGUCAACAUCACAGUACAUGCUGGUGCUGUGAUCCUGGAGAUCCCUGCCCUUCCUGUGACUGAGGGAGAUUCAGUGACUCUGCGCUGCAGAUAUCAGGGAACUCCCUCUUACCUCACAGCUGAUUUCUACAAAGAUGGAUCCCUCAUCAGGACUGAGACUACAGGAGAGAUGACCAUCCCUGCAGUAUCCAAGUCAGAUGAAGGACUCUACAAGUGUACCAACUCUGAAGGAGAAUCACCAGAGAGCUGGAUUACUGUGACAGAUCUCUCUCUUCCAGCCUCUCUGGUUGUCAGUCCUGACAGAUCUCAGUUCUUUGAAUAUGAGUCUGUCUCUCUGAGCUGUGAGGUUCAGGGGAACUCUGCUGGAUGGAGAGUGGUGAGGAACCCAGACAGAGGAAACCUUUCAGAGUGUAAUACUGACUGGGGAAAACAACAAGGGUCUUCAUGCAACGUGUUACUAAUAUCAUCAGACAGUGGAGUGUACUGGUGUGAGUCUGGGUCUGGAGAACACAGCAAUGCUGUCAACAUCACAGUACAUGCUGGUGCUGUGAUCCUGGAGAUCCCUGCCCUUCCUGUGACUGAGGGAGAUUCAGUGACUCUGCGCUGCAGAUAUCAGGGAACUCCCUCUAACCUCACAGCUGAUUUCUACAAAGAUGGAUCCCUCAUCAGGACUGAGACUACAGGAGAGAUGACCAUCCCUGCAGUAUACAAGUCAGAUGAAGGACUCUACAAGUGUACCAACUCUGAAGGAGAAUCACCAGAGAGCUGGAUGACUGUGAUGACAGAGACAGAUCUCUCUCUUCCAGCCUCUCUGGUUGUCAGUCCUGACAGAUCUCAGUUCUUUGAAUAUGAGUCUGUCUCUCUGAGCUGUGAGGUUCAGGGGAACUCUGCUGGAUGGAGAGUGGUGAGGAACCCAGACAGAGGAAACCUUUCAGAGUGUAAUACUGACUGGGGAAAACAACAAGGGUCUUCAUGCAACGUGUUACUAAUAUCAUCAGACAGUGGAGUGUACUGGUGUGAGUCUGGGUCUGGAGAACACAGCAAUGCUGUCAACAUCACAGUACAUGCUGGUGCUGUGAUCCUGGAGAUCCCUGCCCUUCCUGUGACUGAGGGAGAUUCAGUGACUCUGCGCUGCAGAUAUCAGAGAACUCCCUCUAACCUCACAGCUGAUUUCUACAAAGAUGGAUCCCUCAUCAGGACUGAGACUACAGGAGAGAUGACCAUCCCUGCAGUGUCCAAGUCAGAUGAAGGACUCUACAAGUGUACCAACUCUGAAGGAGAAUCACCAGAGAGCUGGAUGACUGUGAUGACAGAGACAGCUGGUGCUGUGAUCCUGGAGAGCCCUGCCCUUCCUGUGACUGAGGGAGAUUCAGUGACUCUGCGCUGCAGAUAUCAGGGAACUCCCUCUAACCUCACAGCUGAUUUCUACAAAGAUGGAUCCCUCAUCAGGACGGAGACUACAGGAGCGAUGACCAUCCCUGCAGUAUCCAAGUCAGAUGAAGGACUCUACAAGUGUACCAACUCUGAAGGAGAAUCACCAGAGAGCUGGAUGACUUUGACAGUUCCAUCUCCAGCAGAUCCAGUGUUGUCCAUGUCUCUACCCAGGCUGCUGUGUAUUGUCUACUGUUGGGGUCUCCCUACCUGUUGGUGACCAUCAUACUGCUGGUGAAAUACUGCAGGAGCAGGACUCAAGGUGAUCGUGUUGAAGAAGAGUGAGGCUGAGAUCACCUGAUCACCAUAACAACCAUCAGAAUGGAACUCAUUGGAUUCUAAUAUAGAACUGUGAGACACAAUGCUGUAUGUUUUUACAUUUUACCUCCAUUUGAUCAAAUGUGAUAUAUUAACUGCUAGAUGUAUUUUUCUUAUUUGAAUGUGUUUUAAUAUAUUGUGUGUUGUAUUAUUCAUUCAACAGCUGUCCUUUAACAUCAGUCAUAUACUGGUCAUAUACUGUAUAGCAUUAUGGUUGAUACAUUGUAAAUGCCUUAACUUUUCAUGUCUAAACAGAUAAACUGAUCGGUGUUAUGGUUCAGACAUUAUUGUUACAGGUUCAGUAUAAUGUUAUACCGUUACAUGUUACAGAGUUAGAAAACAUACAGGAGAGGAGAAUUCAAUUAUUAUAAUGAUUUUCUUUAUUUUCCCAUUUUGGUCUAUAGUAGUUCAGCAUUAUUUUAUUUUAUUUAAACAUUAAACUAAUGUUGCCCUUUUGUUUUAUUGUGGUCGUUUUGUGCAAAACCAUUAUUUUUCAAUUAAUCA